Ceratosolen solmsi marchali is the source of this 717-nucleotide messenger RNA. RefSeq names its product viral IAP-associated factor (gene viaf). NCBI's taxonomy places the organism in Eukaryota, Metazoa, Arthropoda, Insecta, Hymenoptera, Agaonidae. Gene Ontology annotation, biological process: protein folding. The record is from RefSeq and is a predicted model, not a curated record. The transcript is spliced from 5 exons. Bases 1 to 717 code for a protein of 238 amino acids. Gene Ontology annotation, cellular component: cytoplasm.
AUGACAAAUUACCUGAGAUUAUAUUAUAGACAAGAUCCAAACGAAGAUACUCAAUGGAAUGACAUUCUUCGAGAAAAAGGUAUUAUUCCUGAGAAAAAGAAAGAUGUUGAGGUGACGGAGGAGCAGAUUAUUCAAAUAUUGAAAAAUACAAUUGAUCAAAAGACUGGAAAAGUUGCAACAGAUUUUGAAAAUAAAACUUUGGACGAACUCGACGAAUUAGAAGAUGAAGAGGAUGAAAAAGUAUUGCUUGAAUAUCGACGUAAAAGGAUAGCAGAAAUGCAGGAAGUUGCUAGUAAAGCAAAGUAUGGUAGCGUAAUGGAAAUAUCAGCACAAGAUUAUGUACAGGAAGUUAAUCAAGCCGGAAAAGAUGUUUGGGUUAUUCUCCAUUUAUAUAAGUCUGGUAUACCAUUGUGCUCGUUGGUUAAUCGACAUUUAGCAAUAUUAGCAAGAAAAUUUCCAAUGGUUAAAUUUCUGAAAAGUAUAUCAACUACGUGUAUUCCUAAUUUUCCUGAUGCUAAUCUGCCUACAUUAUUUAUUUACAAAAAUGGAAGUAUGGAGAAACAGUUAGUCGGACCUAUAGAAUUAAGAGGCAUGAAACUUUCAAACGAAGUCACUGAGGUCGACGACUUCUUAAAAGGAUGGGUUAACGAGGUCCGUGGGGCAUUACUCGCUUUACCGACCACCUCCGUCUGCGAUACUCACCUUUUCUUCGACUAG